Molecule: messenger RNA, 863 nt
Organism: Cottoperca gobio
Lineage: Eukaryota; Metazoa; Chordata; Actinopteri; Perciformes; Bovichtidae
Gene: fam180a
Product: family with sequence similarity 180 member A
Exons: 3
Coding region: 237-668 (143 amino acids)
Source: RefSeq, a predicted model, not a curated record
AAAGCCCCACUGCAUACUACCUGCCCAUCACCAUAUGCUAGACAACUAGCUAGCUGUGUUGCUAGCUAGUAACUAGCUUAACUCGAGAGUCAAACAUCUAGCAGCUUAAAGGGGCUUUUAAGGACAUGGUGGAAAACAGAGCUUAAAGAACAGUAAGUAUUGGACUUAUAUUCAUCAGCUGGCCAGGAAAUCACCUCCAAUGAGAGGUCAACAUUGCUCCGAUAGCCUACUGCUGAAUGACUCUGUAUCCAACUGCAUUUAGGAUAAAGCGCGGGGAUUAUUCGCUGAUCAACCCCACAUUCCAGCGUUCGGCGGAGGACGUCGACCUGCUUUUUGAGAUCCUGCUCGCUGGAAUGCAGAUCCAAGGUGGAGAACACGACAUGCUGAUCCCAGAUGAGGAGCUGGCCUCCCUGAGGUGCGUGGAGAAGCUGGAGGUCAUCUGUGAAGACGUCCUUCCCAAAACGCUAUCGGACAUUCGCCGGCUGGCAGCGGAGCUCAAUCAUCGGCAGCAACCUCUGAGCUGGCAGGACUUUGAGAGGACUGUGCUGACCCUGGUGUACGCCACUCAGAGGCUGACUCGAGUCAGCAGCCAGCAUCAGAGGGAGGCGUGGACGGACGCUGCUAGACAGCUGUUCUCAGCCGUUCACAAGGACCUCAGACCCUCUUGAGGAAGAAUCACAGGAUGUACUUUUUUCAAAAAGAUAUUUUUAUGACAUCCACUCAUGCUCACCCAUGUAUGACCGUGUUAAGCUGCAACGCUUGACUCAAACAGUGUCCCAGUUAUAUACUAUGUGCUAAUUUUAGACAUUAUGCACUUCAUAUAGAUUGUUGUAGGAAACAAGAAAUCAGUGUUUGACAAAAAA